GUUACUAUAUAACCCAAUCCAACCCGUCAUCCCAUCCCAUCAGUGAAAAGAAUGUCCCCUUCUUCAUGUACAGCAUUGCACAACAUUAAUGCCUCUCUCUCUCCAAUAUGCCUCCCCUCAACCCUACCCUCACAACAACUUCAACCUCAUCCACCCUCCCCCCUCCCUCCUCCAUCACACUGAACCACAACCACCCCUCCACCUCCACCUCCCAUCCCGAUAAGCACCUCACCCCAAAGAAGAAUCCCACUCUCCUCCGCCGCAAAUCCACCAUCCACCACCUCCGCCACUGGCUCUCGCAACACCUUCCCAACCCUUCUUCUCCAUCCCCAUCCCCAUCCCACCCCCCGAAACUCCUUUCCCGCUCCAAAUCCCUAAGAAAACCAACCUACCAUCGCUCCCCUUCGCCUCCUCUCCAAUCCCAGAACCCCCAAAAGCUACCACACAGCAAACCCAAACCCGAAACCGAAACCGACACCGACACCUUCUCUACAAGCAUCUCGACCAGCAGCUCAAGGUCAUCCUCCCCGACCCCGUCCACGAAACACCUGAAUGCAGAGUAUGAGGCGUACUGCCGGGCGUUUUCGUCGGGGUUGACGGCCGAGAGCUACGCCUACACUAAUGGAUCUGCCCCGGUGAGGUAUGGAGACAGUCGAGGGGAUCAGGAUCAGGAUCAGGAUCAGGAUCAGCAUUACCUCAAUGCAGAAGCUGCUGCUGCUGCACGCGCAGCAAAAGCAAAUCCAGGCCUAGAGCCCACCACAACCACAACCACAACCAGCACGGAGAAACAAACCCACCUCCACGCGCGAACAGGGUCACCGGGCAGAAGUGCGGACGCAGACACGAACACGGAGACUGCAUACGAAAACGCAAACGCAAACGCAAACGCAAACGCAAAAGCAGCCCAGAUCCCAAUCCCUGCUUACAGCAACAGCCACCACCAACCACACGGGGAAGUUGCAGCAGCAGCAGCGCAGCCCAUCCGCUCCACCACAACCACAACCAGAACCAAAAGAAAACGACCAUGGCGAAUCGACGAGAUCCGUCGACCGGAGGACGUGCGGAUGUUGUCGGGGGGGUAUCAGCACCAUCACCAUCACCACCACCACCACCACUACCACCAAAACCAAGACCACGACCAAGACCCCCGGGCUCAUCACCCGCAGGAUCGACACGAUCGUCAGGACUAUAGGGAUAGGGAUAGCGAUAGCGAUAGCGAUGCUGAGCCCGAGGGAGAGCCCGAGGGAGUAGAUCAUCCUCCCCACGAUACCACCACCACCGCCACCACCACCACCACCAACAUAACCCCGAAGAACCAUAACCACACCGGUACCCACAUCAAUAAUGCCGAUCAAAGAAAAGACAUAGAAAUGUCCUACAGCCACAACAACAACCACAACAACAGCCACCAAAACCCAGAGACCAACAACGAAACGAAUACCCUCAGUGCCAACCCUCGCCCUCAUAUCACCACCGCAACUACCACCGCUACUAAUACAAACAUCACUAACGAAACCACCACCACGACAAAACCAACCCCAGAAGAACCCCUAGAACCAGCAGCACCCAUCUUCCCCGCCACAACAAUCCACCCAACCAACCCGACCACUCAAACCCAGGAAAUCCUGCACUGGCUACGACACCGCUCCUCCCUCGACUCCCUCGACAGACAAGGCCAAGGCUUCGAGCAGCAUCGCUACCUCCACGAAGGAGUCGACACAGACACCGACGCAGACACCGACGCAGACACCGACGCAGAUACACACACACAUGCAGAGACACAUGCUGCCGCUGCCCCUGCCGCUGCCCCUGCCCACUGGCACCUCCGUUCCCCCCGCUUCUCCCCGCCGCUCCGCGUCCUCACCCCGGCACGAUAUGAACAGCUCCGCAAACACACUACACAAAAACAACCACCCCGAAAACAUUGGUGGGGGGCGGUGCAGAGCUAUUGGGCGCGAAUGCGGCCACGAAGCGAGGCGGCCAGGCGGGAGGCGAAGAGGGAAAAGCAGGAGGCCGACUGGUAAGAGACAGGAAAAAACCUACGGUGCAAUUUAGGCCUUACAACCUCUGGCGUUGUCGUUGUGUGUCACCCGCACGGCAAACAAGAAAAAAAAACAAAAAAAAAGUCCAAUCCAGUCGGGAAUGAAAUCGCCAGGUGUGGAUGGCUUUUUUGCCUGCUGCUUUUUCCUGUGUAACCACACUUACACGUCCAAUGGGAUCCCCUGGAGAGGGGCAUUGUAGAACAACGAGAGUCACAAGAAAGAAAGCGGAGAACAGGGGUAUCCUGAGUAUUCUAUUACAUACAGCCUAGGCCAAUACAACAAUAAUGAAAAUUCCUCUUCGGG
Molecule: messenger RNA, 2345 nt
Organism: Aspergillus brunneoviolaceus CBS 621.78
Lineage: Eukaryota; Fungi; Ascomycota; Eurotiomycetes; Eurotiales; Aspergillaceae
Exons: 1
Coding region: 108-2024 (638 amino acids)
Source: RefSeq, a predicted model, not a curated record